This is a messenger RNA of Electrophorus electricus (electric eel), 5196 nucleotides long. It is a transcript of the gene pkn1a, whose product is annotated as protein kinase N1a. The record is from RefSeq and is a predicted model, not a curated record. Gene Ontology annotation, biological process: protein phosphorylation; signal transduction. Lineage: Eukaryota; Metazoa; Chordata; Actinopteri; Gymnotiformes; Gymnotidae. Gene Ontology annotation, molecular function: protein serine/threonine kinase activity; ATP binding; small GTPase binding.
CCCUCCCGCUCGAGCCGAUAUUGAUUCAAGGUCCCGAAUGCAGCUAUCUUUUUGACCGAGCAAGUAAUAAAACCAACAAAAAAAAAGGACGCGUUUACGGAGUUAUUUUACUUGUCGCUAAUACAGAUAUCGUCAGCUCUGGCUGAGGGCAAGCGGUGGUUGCGAUCAUUUAUGUUAUUGGACGGGCGACGACUAACAAAUGGCUCGGUGAGAUGUACUGAACAGAGCAACUUAUUGCCCGCUCUAGCUGGUCAGCUAGCUGUAGCUUCAGCUGGCUCAAUUUGCUCAGUUCAAGUUGCAUGUUUUGAAGCAGCCAGCAAAUGAACAUGUUUCUGUCCGGUGAUGCGUCUGAAGAAGUCGGUGGUGUUUGAGCGUGUCAUGGGUACGGAUGAAGAGUGUCCACCGUUGUUAGUCAAAUGAUGGUCGACGCUAGAUAGCCAUAAACUAAAGAGGUUUUAAUGUUCUUGUGUUGGUUUUUUUUGUAGAAAUUGUUUUAACUUCUUGCUAGUUGAUUGAUGUUUUGGGUGGAAAAGCUCUCCCUUUCAUUUUGGGAAAAUACAUUUUGGUUGAACCACGGAUGACAUGUAUUGCGGAACACUGGACACGAGUGAAUCUUAUAGUAUAUAAGCGUCGGGAUAUGUUAUUGAAGCAUUGUUGGAUUUUGCUUUAAAACAAUUAUCAAACAUACAGGAUCACAUCUUAUCUGAAAGGAUUGCUUCCGUUCCUUUGGAGUACCUGAUAAAUCCGUGGAGAUUCACCGUACCGACGGUUUUUUCCAAAGAACCGAUAUGGCAAACGAUUCAGUUCAGAGCGACCCCGGCGGGCUGUCCGUCCUGGAGCAGCUGGGCCUGGACCAGGGCUCAGACUUCUCGGACGCGAGCGUGCAGCACCGUCUGGACGAGCAACGCGAGCGCAUCCGCCGCGAGAUCCGUAAGGAGCUGAAGAUCAAGGAGGGCGCGGAGAACCUGCGGCGCGCCACCACUGACAAGCGCAAUGCCCAGCAGGUGGAGAACCAGCUGCGUACCUCCAACCGUCGUCUCGACUCGCUCCAUGCCCAGCUGCAGGAGCUCGACGCCCACAUCGUCGUCAAGGGGACAGACGACGCACGCGAUGACACACCACAGUCUCCGGGGGCGGAGAGCCGGGCGUCGGCCCAUCAGGAGCGCAUCGCCGCGCUGGAGAGACAACUCAACAUCGAGCUCAAAGUCAAGCAGGGCGCCGAAAAUAUGAUCCCCAUCUACGCCAAUGGAUCUACCAAGGAUAAGAAGAUGCUACAGACAGCCCAACAGAUGCUUCAGGACAGCAAGACUAAGAUUGACAUCAUCCGUAUGCAAAUCCGCAAGGCAGUGCAGGCCUACGAACACAACGAGGACACACAGGGGAAGCCGGAUCCAUGCGGCUUGGAGCUGCGGAUGGAGGAGCUACGUCACCACUACCGGGUGGAGCACGCCGUGGCGGAGGGAGCCAAGAAUGUGCUGAGGCUGCUCGGGGCCAGCAAAGUACAGGACAAGAAGGCCAUGUCAGAGGCUCAGUGUCGUCUGAGUGAGUCCUCCCAGAGGCUGGACCUGCUGCGUUCCUCUCUAGACCAGCGUCUGGCCGAGCUGCCUGAGGAUCACCCAAAAGCGAGUCUGAUUAAGGAGGAGCUGGUCCUGGCAUCCUCCCCCACCUUCAGCUCCCGCCAUGGAGCCCCUUACCUGCACAAUCAGUACAGCACACUCUGCAAGCCGUCCCCUCUCACCGGGAGGCUGCAGGUAACGUUGCUGGGAUGCGUGGGCGUGCUGGAGGUGGUUCCGGGGCGUUGUCGUGGCAGCCCGGUGGUGUUGCCGUGCUACGGUCCUGGCGAGGGUCGUUCGUUCAUGCGUGGCGGGAAGGGCUUGUACAGCCGCAGCGGCAGCGUGAGCGGCAAGAACACACUCAAAACAGAUGACCUAUCCUCGGAAGUGAGUGCCGUGCUGAAGCUGGAUAACUCUGUGGUGGGCCAGACAGCAUGGAAGACAGUGGGAGAACAGGCCUGGGACCAGACCUUUACCAUAGAGCUGGAGAGGUCCAGAGAGAUGGAGAUCGCAGUUUACUGGAGAGACUACCGCUCCCUCUGUGCACUGAAGUUCCUGAAACUCGAGGACUUCCUGGACAACCAGAAACACAGAGUUCAGCUGGAAUUAGAACCACAGGGUCUACUGCUGGCUGAGGUGACGUUCUUUAACCCCGUCAUCGAUCGGGUGCCGCGCCUCAAGAGACAAAAGAAGGUCUUCUCCAAGCAGCAAGGUAAAGCUUUCCUACGAGCUCGUCAGAUGAACGUAGAUAUCGGCACAUGGGUGCGCUUGUUGAGAAACGCCAUCCCAACCGUCAACAAUACGGGCACUUACAGCCCCAGUGCAGCACACACUCUACACACUGGGGAGAUCUCUGUGGACAAACUGAGUCUGGACUGUGACUCUCCCAUGAGAGUGGAGCUCAGGAGGGACAUGUCGGACUCACACACUCCGGAGAGGCAGCAGGUGACUGAGCCAAGCACUCCCCAAGACACAGUGACUCCUCACCGACCCACCAGGACACUGUCAGUGGGCAGUAAGCAAAAGAAGAUGUUGCUUGCUAUCAAUGACUUCAGGUUAAUCGCCGUGCUGGGCAGGGGCCAUUUUGGCAAGGUGCUGCUGGCAGAGUACAAGGCAUCGGGCUGCAUGUACGCUAUCAAAGCACUGAAGAAGGGAGACAUUGUGGCCCGGGAUGAGGUGGAGAGUCUGAUGUGUGAGAAGCGGAUCUUCGAAAUCGUGAACCGCUCGCACCACCCGUUCCUGGUAAACCUGUUUGCGUGCUUCCAGACGCCUGAGCACGUGUGCUUUGUUAUGGAGUACACGGCAGGGGGUGACCUCAUGAUGCACAUUCACGCCGACGUCUUCACAGAACCACGGGCAAUGUUCUAUGCUGCCUGCGUGGUGCUAGGCCUGCAGUUUUUACAUGAGCACAAGAUUGUAUAUAGGGACCUGAAAUUGGACAAUCUGCUGCUUGACACAGAUGGAUAUGUGAAAAUAGCUGACUUCGGACUGUGUAAAGAAGGCAUGGGCUUUGGGGACAAGACCAGUACAUUCUGUGGUACUCCUGAGUUUCUGGCCCCUGAGGUCCUGACGGACACAUCGUACACGCGGGCAGUGGACUGGUGGGGACUCGGAGUUCUCAUCUACGAGAUGCUUGUUGGAGAGUCUCCAUUCCCAGGGGACGACGAAGAGGAAGUGUUUGAUAGUAUAGUAAAUGACGAAGUCCGUUACCCACGAUUCCUCUCAUCAGAAGCCAUCGCUAUUAUGAGGAGGCUCUUGAGGAGGAACCCGGAGAGAAGGCUGGGCUCUGGGGAGAAGGAUGCGGAGGAGGUGAAGAAGCAGCCCUUCUUCAGGAGCAUGGACUGGGAGACCCUCCUGCAACGCAAACUCCCUCCCCCCUUCGUCCCCUCGAUUGGAGGCGAAGAGGAUGUCAGCAACUUCGACGAUGAGUUCACGACAGAAGAGCCCGCUCUCACGCCGCCCCGAGAACCACGUGUGCUCUCACGCAAAGACCAGGACAGCUUCCGUGACUUCGACUACGUCUCAGACCUCUGCUGAGCUCCACCAAGUAUUUACUCGGGGGCGCAGAGGGUCAACGCUCACGCAGGUGUCAUUUAGGACCAGUCGUUUUGUUUUUUCUUCGCCCACUACGACGCCGGCUUGGCUGCAAGAAGGACCGUCAUUACCACUAACAUUGUGACACAGCAAAUGAAGGGCAGCCACUUUGGAUGGCAUGUGGAUGGAUUUUAGGGACACCAGAGUGAAGUUUGACAAGAGUUCGGCUGCGUGGAGCAUUUGCACUGUGAAACAGAAAUAGUUACACAGAAGGAGUAGGCAAAAGAUAAGAAAUGGUGUGUGUGUGUGUGUGUGUGUGUGUGUGUGUGUGUGUGUGUGUGUGUGUGUGUGUGUGUGUGUGUGUGUGUGUGUGUGUGUGUAAAAUACAGCAAGACAAUAACAUAGACUGGUACGGGAAGAGAGUAGCUAAAGGCUAACACAGUCUUCCGUGAUGAUGAUAAAUGAAUGUCUUUCAGACGGGUCUGACUUUCCAAAACCAUCUCCAGGUCUUAUUUCUGUCUUUACUUUGCAGCCAUUCACUAACUGAAAACUGAUACGGCAAGCAGCCUCUUCCCGACAAGGUGUUCGGAUCCAGUGAUUCCGGAAUGCCAGUGAUAUGUUUGGAACCAGGAAUGGAAAUGCCUUAACUUUAUAUUCUGUCCUUUUAGAAAUUGUUUUAUUUCGACUCUUUUAAAGCAUGUUAGUCAUAAGAACUGAGAAGGAUGCUUUGAGUUGAUGUGAUACGAAAAGUAUGAAAAUGGAUUGCGAGAAUCAUGAAUUAAUGGUGCGUAUACUGUUUAUCCUGAAAGUUUCUAGGUUUUUCAAAGAGUUAAAACAAAAUGAUGCUUUAAAGUUUAAGACAAAUUGACAGAAUUUGGGUAUGCCUCAGAUACUUCAGAUACCAACAGAGAGAAUACCAUCAGAAUCGGUAUGAUACUACUGUGAUUGUGGUCACUAUUUAAUAAAAUGUAGGACAGGAAAUCCCAGUUUAAGAUUAAAAUAGGGAUUUGAUAUGUUAAAUCGCGGUUCAUGGUGAAAUGUCGUCCAGUGCUACAUGUUUGUGUUAUAGAAACCAAAGCCUCCAAAACAAAGGUCUGCAAUCAUAACAAAAAAUAUGAUUUAAUCCCAAUCUACCUAAUAUGUGUUAGGAAGAUAUCCAGCCAAGGCCAGCAGACUAAAACUCUUAAUGAAUAAUGUCAUAAAACGUGUCUGACACACAAAACGCUAACGGUUCCUUUUUUUUUAUUCGUUUCUUAUUUGAAUGGGAUGAGUUUUAAAUUUUGGGGAGUUUUGGUCUUGGUUUUGUUUUUUAGACAGGGAUAUAUAGCAAAUUAAUUGUGUCCUGAUCCUGUAUUUUUUAUUUUAGUAAAAUUUGAUUGUAAUCAAUGUUUACUUUAAAUAUCUAUUUUGGAAUCACUUGUAAAGGUUUUUGCACAAAAAAAGGAGAAUGUUUGAUCUUGUUUCAUAUAACACAGGCAUAAACACACUGUGAUGAUAUUGUAGCGCAACGUCUAGUACAUACUUUGCCUUUAAACCUGAAUGUUUAUCACUCAUCACAAAAUGAGACAGCUAAUGUCCAGAGAGUAAAACAAAUCCUGUUUUCCAGUGA